This is a messenger RNA of Lodderomyces beijingensis, 1329 nucleotides long. The record is from the annotation of a GenBank genome assembly. NCBI's taxonomy places the organism in Eukaryota, Fungi, Ascomycota, Pichiomycetes, Serinales, Debaryomycetaceae.
AUGAUCUUGUCCUGGUUGAAUCUUUUGUCAGUCUCGUCGCCAGCUGCAAAGCCCAACAUGAUUGAGCCCGAAACUCCCUUUGGUAAGCAAUUCCGCGAAAAGUAUUUCCCCAAUUUAGAUAAGGAAGUCUACCCCGUAAACCACGGUUCAUACGGUCUAACACCCAAACCAGUUCAUGACAAGUACUUGCAAGCCAUUACCGAGAAUGCUGCCUACCCCGAUAAAUUCUUGAAAUAUGACCAAAAGCACGCUUAUGUGGCAGCGUUGAAGAUUCUUGGCCAAGUCUUGAACUGCGAUUACCACAAUUUGGCAAUUGUUGAUAAUGCGACAACCGGCGUCAAUACAUGCUUGAGAAGCUACCCUUUUAAGAAGGGGGACUCAAUUGUGAUUCAGAGUACUGUCUAUGGUGCGUGUGGUAACACGGUAAAGUUUUUAAAAGACAAUUUUGGUAUCGAGUUCCAUGUGGUGGACUUGGAAUACCCAGUUAGCGACAAGGACAUUUUGCAAGGGUUCGAAGACAAGUUCAAAAAAUUCAGGCCCGCUUUGUGCAUGUUUGACACCAUCUCCUCGAUGCCCGGAGUCAUCUUUCCCCACAAGCAGAUGGUCCAGUUGUGCAAGAAAUACAACGUCUUGUCCUUGAUUGAUGGUGCCCAUGGAAUUGGAUGUAUUCCGCAGAACUUGGACUUGCUCAAGCCAGAUUUUUACGUUAGCAACUUGCACAAGUGGUUCUACGUCCCAUUUGGUUGCGCGGUAUUGUAUGUUGAUCCCAAGCACCAUAGAAACAUCCACACUUUACCAAUCAGCCAUUCGUACCUAUCGGCUGAUGUAGAGUUGCCAGGAGAGCAACAAAAGAACAGAUUGAUUGACAGGUUUUUCUUUACUGGGACAAAGAACUUUGCCUCGAUUCAAGUUAUCCCUGAUGCGCACGAGUUUAGACAAACAAUCUGCGGCGGCGAGCGGACCAUCUACGACUACUGUCACAAUUUAGCUGUAGACGCAGGCAAUUUGGUGUCAAAGAAAUGGGGAACUCAAGUAUUGGAUAGCAAGGACUCGACAUUGAUCAGUACAAUGGUAACGGUGGAGGUUCCUACCAACGAGUUUCCCUCGGUGGUGGAAAAGUGGUCGCUGAUUGAUGACGCUGUCUACAGGAGAUGCAUGGGUCAAUACAAAGCUUACACUCCUUGCCUCGCUCACAAUGGCAAGUUGUGGGCUAGAUUCUCGGCGCAGGUUUACAAUGAGUUGAGUGAUUAUGAAGUCGCUUCUGAUGUUUUACUCAAAGUGUUGAAGGAAGUCAGUGCAGAACUAGGCUUGCUUGCAGGGAAACAGUAA